CCCGCGUCUCUAUGAUAGAGCCGGCCUUGGAGGCGGUAACUGCUGUGGCGGCUGUGGUGAAGCCGAGUGAGGGGUCCAACUUUCUUACUGGACUGAGAGGUUUUGGCCGCGGAGGGUCGCGAUGUCAGAGAAAAAACAGCCGGUAGACUUGGGUCUGCUGGAGGAGGACGACGAGUUCGAGGAGUUCCCUGCAGAAGACUGGGCUGGUUUAGAUGAAGAUGAAGAUGCACAUGUCUGGGAGGAUAAUUGGGAUGAUGACAAUGUAGAGGAUGACUUCUCCAAUCAGUUACGAGCUGAACUAGAGAAACAUGGUUAUAAGAUGGAGACAUCAUAGCAUCCAGAAGUGCUGAAGCAACCUAAACUUGAACUGUUUACUAAAUUCUAGAGCAGAGAACCCAGGAUGGGACACUUAAAAAAUGUUUAUUUCGUUACCUCCUUGGAUUUAUUUUUGUUUUUGUAACAAAAAAUAAAUGUUUUGAUCUAAUA
Molecule: messenger RNA, 486 nt
Organism: Eubalaena glacialis (North Atlantic right whale)
Lineage: Eukaryota; Metazoa; Chordata; Mammalia; Artiodactyla; Balaenidae
Gene: SEM1
Product: SEM1 26S proteasome subunit
Exons: 3
Coding region: 122-334 (70 amino acids)
Biological process (GO): proteasome assembly; double-strand break repair via homologous recombination; mRNA export from nucleus
Cellular component (GO): proteasome regulatory particle, lid subcomplex; proteasome complex
Source: RefSeq, a predicted model, not a curated record